AUGGAUGCCAAAGCGAUCGAGGCCAAGGCGAAAGCCUUGACCAAGGCUGCCACACAGAAUGAGCCCGCGUCCACAAUUCUGAGCAUGCUCAAGGAGAUCCAACAAGGUGUCAAGGCGACCGAGGACCUACUACGACAGACCCGUAUCGGUAUCAUUGUCAACAAAUUCAAGCAACACAAGUCCCCCGAGGUAGCCCGGCUAUCCAGCGAGAUUGUGUCAAAAUGGCGCGUGGAAGUCAGCAAGCAAAAGCAAGGCGGCGCAUCAGCAGCCAGCCGGGGCUCGAGUUCACCACGACCAGCACAGAAUGGGACCGGCGCAUCCACACCCGCGGCAGCGACCCCAUCCGAUAAGGCAUCCAAACUGUCCGUGCCGCCAGACAAGCGCACAUGGAAGGCCGAUGGAGUCGACGCGGCUGUGACUGGGAACCGAGUGCGCGACAGCUGCUUGGGACUGAUGUACGACGGGCUGUGCCUGGGUUCAACCGAGUCGCCCAAGACCGUUCUCGCCAAGGCCACCGCCGUUGAAAACGCCGCAUACAAGUACCUAGGUCCGGAGACUAAGGAGGAAUACCGGACCAAGAUGCGCAGUCUGUUCCAGAACUUGAAGAACAAGUCGAACCCGAACCUGCGCAUCCGCGUGCUCGCGGGUGAAAUCGCCCCGGAUGACUUUGUGCGGAUGAGCUCGGAUGAGUUGCGGUCUGCAGAGCAACGUGAAGCCGAUGCUAAGAUCAAGAAGUUGAAUAUGGACAAGGCUAUGGUGGGCCAGCCCGAACGCAGUAUCAGUACAAGUUUGCAGUGCGGCAAGUGUGGCCAGCGCAAGGUGACCUAUACCGAGGCGCAGACCCGGGCUGCUGAUGAGCCGAUGACUUUGUUUUGUACGUGCCUGAACUGCGGCAAGUCCUGGCGUCAGUGA
Molecule: messenger RNA, 912 nt
Organism: Penicillium subrubescens
Lineage: Eukaryota; Fungi; Ascomycota; Eurotiomycetes; Eurotiales; Aspergillaceae
Product: transcription elongation factor DST1
Exons: 1
Coding region: 1-912 (303 amino acids)
Biological process (GO): transcription elongation by RNA polymerase II; regulation of mRNA 3'-end processing; transcription antitermination
Cellular component (GO): nucleus
Molecular function (GO): zinc ion binding; RNA polymerase II transcription regulatory region sequence-specific DNA binding
Source: RefSeq, a predicted model, not a curated record